Adineta ricciae is the source of this 1146-nucleotide messenger RNA. Lineage: Eukaryota; Metazoa; Rotifera; Eurotatoria; Adinetida; Adinetidae. The record is from the annotation of a GenBank genome assembly.
AUGGCGCUCAUCAAUCGUUUGUGGACACAUUUCAGCGGCGACACGAAACAAUUACAGAAACAAACAGAUGCCUUGAAAAUAGGUAUCCUCGGAGCUGCAAAUAUCUGUAACAUGGCACUGCUCAAUCCAGCGAGUAAACUUUCUAAUGUUCUCAUUUACGGAAUUGCUGCGAGAGAUCGACAAAAAGCGGAAGCUUUCGCUAGAAAACAUUACAUACCGAAGGUCUAUGAUAACUACGAUCAAUUACUAGCUGAUCCUGAUAUCACUGCGAUUUACAAUCCUUUACCAAAUGGCUUGCAUUAUGAAUGGACAAUGAAAGCUUUACGAUCGGGUAAGCAUGUUCUUUGUGAAAAACCAAUGACGAAUAAUGCUGAAGAAGCACGGGAAAUGGUUGACGAAGCGAAAAAACAAAAUCGUCUACUGAUUGAAGCUUUCCAUUACAGAUAUCAUCCAUUUUGUCGCGAAACGGUUAAAAAUACCAUUUCGAAUCGAGAUGAAAACGGCCCGAUUCGAUCUAUCACUGGUGUUUUCACUGUUCCAGAGAAAUUCUUACAAAAUAACGAUAUUCGUUUUCAGUAUCCGUUGGGUGGUGGUGCUCAGAUGGAUCUCGGUUGUUAUCUAGUUUCCAUGUGUCGAUAUAUUGUUAAUACUCAUAACAACCGUACGGAACAAAAUGAGGGCGAGUUCGAAGUUCAAAAAGCCGAAGCACUACGAGUUUCACCAACGAAUCCUCAAAUUGAUCGUGGUAUGAGAAGCGAAUUUCAAUUAGAUGGAAUUCAGUGCAAUAUCUAUAAUGAAUUUACAAAUAAUUGGUCAUUUAUGAAGCAACAACUUAUCAUCGAAUGUGAAAAAGUGACAAUUACAAUUGCUUAUCUAAUUGCUCCGGUAUUCUAUCAUUAUUUAACAAUACGUCAGCGCGACAAUGGACAAACACGUACAAUAAAAAACUAUGGGGAUAAUCAGUCUACUUAUUAUUAUCAAUUGAAAGCGUUUGCAGAAGCAAUUCGAUGCUUUCAAAAUGAUGCAUCUCUCGAUAGGGCGUACGAAAUUGUGUACACAACUGGAACGAGUGCUAUACGUAACAUGGAGAUUAUCGAUGAAAUCUAUCGAAAAGCGGGAUUGCUUGUUCGUGGGACGAAGAAUUAA